Phascolarctos cinereus (koala) is the source of this 1914-nucleotide messenger RNA. RefSeq names its product G-protein coupled receptor 183-like. Gene Ontology annotation, cellular component: membrane. Gene Ontology annotation, molecular function: oxysterol binding; G protein-coupled receptor activity. The record is from RefSeq and is a predicted model, not a curated record. Lineage: Eukaryota; Metazoa; Chordata; Mammalia; Diprotodontia; Phascolarctidae. Gene Ontology annotation, biological process: G protein-coupled receptor signaling pathway.
CCUUGAGUUCUUGCUUGAGGGCGCAUAUGCUGAAGCAAGCUUCCAUCACUUCUUCUGGUUCACAUUAGAGAACAAGUGGCCGACUGGACCAAGUACAGCUGGCUUCCCUGUCUCUUUUCCUUGGGUCAUUGAGCAAAAUUUCUUCUCUGACGACCUGCCUCCAAUGGCUUCCAGUUUGGUGAACACAAGUAACUUCCCACUCAAUGACAGUUUCUGCUCCAUUCACCAUCCCUCCUUGGCCACAAGAGUGGUUCUGUCAGUAUUCUACAUGGUCCUUUUGGUCAUCGGUGCCUUUGGGAACAUUCUUGCCAUCUACAUCACCUCUCAAAAGAAGAAGAUGAACUCAACAGAUCUCUACUUGAUCAACUUGGCUGUUUCCGAUGUCCUUUUUACCCUGGCUCUGCCAGGAAGGAUCACCUACUAUGUCUUAGACUUCAAUUGGCCUUUCAGUGACUGGUUCUGCAGAGUGACAGCAUUUAUGUUCUACAUGAACACCUAUGGGAGUGUCUACCUCAUGACAUGUAUAAGCAUUGACCGCUAUAUUGCUGUGGUCCAUGCCAACCAGAGUCACAAAUUCCGCUGUGCUGGCUGGGCAAAGUACAUCUGUGUAGUGGUCUGGGGGUUGGCAUCCCUGCAGACAAUUCCGUUGCUCUUUCUGCCCUUGACCAAGAAGAUAGGAGUUAAGUUGAGCUGCAUGGAGUACACCAGUGUUGAAAGAAUUCUUAGCCUGCCCCUUCUACUCCUAGGGGGCUGUGCCCUAGGCUUUUUUGGGCCAGUGGGGAUCAUAUUAUUUUGUUAUGUGAAAAUCACCUUAAAGCUAUGCAGGAUAGCUCAAGAAAACUCAGUGAGGAGCAAGAAUGGUCACCAUAAGAAGGCCUGUCUAGUUAUUCUGCUGGUGCUGAUGGCAGUGAUCAUAUGCUUUAGUCCUUACCACUUCAAUAUUAUCCGGUUUGUGAUUAAAGGACUGCUUUAUCAGUCUACCUGCACUGAGCAAAAGGCUUUUAAGGUUUCUCUUCAAGUCACAGUAUGUUUUAUGAACAUGAACUGUUGUAUUGACCCCAUAAUUUACUUCUUUGCAUCCCAAGGCUAUAAGAAACAGUUCCUCAGGAUUUUUAAGCCCAGAAUUUCAGCAUCCUUUUCCUCUACUGGAAAAACUUCUUCAGAAACAAACAGUAACAACCAAGAAGGAGACUCUGUGCUGGCUUAGUGAAGACCAUGGCCCAGUACGGGGAUUAUUAACCCAUUUUGUUUCAUGGACACCUUUGGCAGUUCAGUGAAGCCUAUGGACCCCUUCUCAGAAUAAUGUUAAAAUAAAAGACAUAGCAUUACAAAGGAUACAAAUUUUUAUUGAAAUAUAGCUAUAAAAUGUUUUUAAAAAUACAAUCAAAUUUAUGGACCUCAAAUCAAGAACCUCUGGCCUAGCAUAGCCUUAGCUUUUAGGCAGCUAAGUGACACAAUUCAGUGUCAGACUUAGAGUCAGGAAGGUCUGACUUCGAAUCCUGCCUCAGAUACCUGCUAAUUGUAUGACUCUGGUCAAGCCUCCUCUUCCCUUUCAGCCUCUGUUUCUAUAUCUGUAAAAUAAGGACAUGUACUUCACAGGCUCAAGUGAGGUAACAUGAGUAAAUUACUUUGCAAACCUUAAAGGGCUGUGUAAAUAUUGGCUAUUAUUUUAAGAUGGCUGUCCUCAACAUAAAAUACCACCAGAUUUGUGCCCAUGUCUGUGCUUUUUUUUCCACAGAGAAUUACCCGAGGCCUGCAAAGACUUCCCUCCUAGCUUUUCCCCUUAGCAUCCCUGGUUUCUUUUGCGGCUUAGCUCAUGCCACUUCCUUCCAAGAGGAGACCCUGCCCCAUGCCAAACUGUUGUUGUUCAGCCAUUUCAGUUCUGUCCAACUCUUCAUGACUCCAUUUGGGGUU